ACUAAAUGUUAGUGUCCCCUGUUUCCUGUCGGAUCUUUCCUCUGAGUAACACUUCAAAAUGGCGGAGCGGGAAGAAGCGGUGAGGGGUUUCGUCGCAGUAACUGAUGUUGAUGAAGAAAGAGCUCGUUUCUUUCUUGAGUCAGCCGGAUGGGACCUACAGCUCGCUCUAGCUAAUUUCUUUGAAGAUGGAGGAGAUGAUGAUAUUGCCACCAUCCCUCAGCCAGAGCUGGGCUCUGUAUCACGGUCCACAGGACCAAGUGAACACAGAGUGACGUCGAUGAGAGAUCUGAUGCAUGCAGAUGAAGAUGACAGCGGUGAAGAGGAAGGGCAGAGGUUUUUUGCUGGGGGGUCAGAACGCAGUGGGCAACAGAUUGUUGGUCCUCCCAAAAAGAAGAGCCCAAAUGAGCUGGUUGAGGACUUGUUUAAGGGUGCCAAGGAGCAUGGGGCCGUCCCUGUUGACAAACCUGGCAAAGGACCUGGAGAAUCUAGCAAGUCUAGGCCUUUUAUUGGCGGUGGCUAUCGAUUGGGUGCGGCACCAGAGGAGCAGUCAGCUUAUGUGGUGGGAGACAGAAGACAGUCCAGCAGUUCACAAGAUGUAAAUGUUGUGCUGAAGCUGUGGAAAAGUGGUUUUAGUCUUGAUGAUGGAGAGCUUAGGAACUACACUGAUCCUGCAAACGCCCUCUUCCUGGAGUCUAUCCGCAGAGGUGAGAUUCCUCUGGAAUUAAGACAGCGUUUCCGAGGUGGUCAGGUUAACCUGGACAUGGAGGACCAUCGGGAUGAAGACUUUUCCAAACCCAAACAUGUAUUUAAAGCCUUUACUGGAGAAGGACAGAAACUCGGCAGUGCAACUCCAGAGUUGGUGUCACUCCCGCAUGAGCAGGCUGCUACUGAAGCUGAGGCAAGUGCUUCCAUAAGCGUGGACAGCUCCCAACCGGUUACCAGUAUCCAGAUCAGACUGGCCGAUGGAGGCCGACUGGUACAGAAGUUCAACCACACCCACAGUGUGUCUGAUGUGCGUCAGUUUGUGGCAAAUGCUCGCCCGGCUUUAGCCGCCACAGAGUUCGUUCUUAUGACGACCUUCCCCAACAAGGAGCUGACGGAUGAGAGCCAAACGCUGAAGGAAGCCAACCUGCUGAAUGCUGUCAUUGUGCAGCGGCUGAAGUGAUGGCGCCAUCUGAUGGCUGGGCUUUAUAAAAGCCCUCUGGAGAUAUCUGGACUGAACGGACUUCUUAUUACUUAAUUUUGUUUUCUUUAGUGAUGUUGUUCCUCUGUUGCAGUUUGAGGGGGCUGUGGGUGUUUCUGGUCGAACAAAAUCACACUGUGCUAUAGUCAAAGCGAAGAAGAAAGGAAUGAAAUGGAGAUCUAACAAAUUUUAAGGUUUUAGAAUAACAGAUUAACAUUCAGAUUGAAAUAAAGAGCUUUCUGAAGAGAUUUCACAUCCUUUACCUCAGUGUCUAUCUUGCAGCUAUAUGUCCUUUCCUUUUGGUCACCUUAUUUUUUUCCCUCACCAAAUCUAAAGUAGCCUUAUAUAUAUUUGAUCCACAGUAAAACUGACCUCCAAGAUCAACCUCAAACUUUUUUUUACCAAAUGAUCUUUAUAAGUUUUGAAGCUUUAUUUUGCUGUUUAGACUGUCACACUAUUUUCUAUUUUGUUUUGUUGUAAGUAUACAAUGGUAAAAUUAAUUCAUUGGUUAACAUAUCAGUGGCCAUCUUGUAUUCUAUGCAGCAACUGAUUAUAAAAUUGGACGUACUGCGUGAUUAUGUAGAGGUGUGGUAAACCUUAUAUUAAACCUAUUUGUCUGGCA
Misgurnus anguillicaudatus (oriental weatherfish) is the source of this 1805-nucleotide messenger RNA. The record is from RefSeq and is a predicted model, not a curated record. Lineage: Eukaryota; Metazoa; Chordata; Actinopteri; Cypriniformes; Cobitidae.